CGAGGUGAACAGCAUUCUAAUGUUUUUUUUCUUGUUCAUUCAUUCAUGAUUGUUGAUGAUUCUUUGCUACGUUCAAGUUGUCUAUUGUGUCAUUUUCAUUAGAAAAAAAAAUAACGUGAAAAUUGUUGCGCAUUCCGGACCAGAGUUUUACGAGGUUCUUUAAACGCGUCGCUCAGGAUAACUCUGUGCAUUCAGAUUUGAUGACCUUGUUCUCGACAUAAUUACGAAAAUUGGUAUCGCCAUCUUAAUACUGUAUAUCGUAAGAAUUUUCCAUCUCUGAACUCGUUCAAGACAUGUUAUACCUUGAUUUUUUAAAAUAAGGAUUAUCUCGUUCUGCAAGUUUCCGCUGAUGUAAUUGCACUGUUGCUAGGAAGUAAUACGGCGAUCAUGUAGCUGGGUUUACUUUGUAUGCCGUAUACUAAAUCCGUAUUUCUACUUAGUAAAACUUCUAAGAAAUACAAUAUGUUUAGCCCGGUCCAGAUAAAACAGGAAUAUCCAGCUGUGGAGGACAGUAACCAAAAUAUUACAAACAGUGUCCAAGGAUCAUCAGAAUAUCCUAUUUUCACCAAUCAGGAUGUUGAAUAUAUGUAUCGUCAACUGCCACAAUUUUGGAGCCAAGCACAAUUGCAGGUCAAUCAAACUCCCACAGAAAUAUCUUCAAAAAAUGAAACAAUAGUCCGUCAAGACGUUCCACAGAUGGCGCAACCCAUGCCACAGCUGUCUGUCUCCAGUUAUUUACAACAAAACGGUAUGCCGUUCCCAAUAGCUCAACAACAACAACAACAACAUCAAACUAAUGCUGGAAAUCAAUCUUUACCGAAUCACCAAACAUCCACAAAUCUAUCGCAGGACAGCCAAACGAAUCAUCUCUCACAAAUUAUGCAGCAUCCAACAGCAACGAUAAACCAAACAAUCCUGGCAACACAAUCCUCCUCACCAACGAAGCACAAUGGUCCAGGAAGGCCUCCAAAGUCGUCAAGCAGUUCGACAACAACUACAGGAAAAAAGUUGAAGUGUCAAUGUGAAAUCUGCUUUAAAGAGUUCGGUCACAAGAGCAAUCUCUUUAUCCACAUGAGAACGCACAAUGGCGAACGUCCAUAUAAAUGUAGCCAGUGCGAAAAGUGCUUCACACAUAGUGGCAAUUUAGCCAUCCACAUGAGAACGCACUCCGGUGAACGUCCCUACGCAUGUCAAAUAUGCGGUAAGAUGUUCAGCCACAGCGGUAAUCUUUCAACCCACCUGAGGACUCACUCCGGCGUUAAACCAUACAAGUGUAGCGUGUGCGCAAAGGAGUUUCGUCACAGUGGCAAUCUCUCCAUUCACGAGAGAAUACAUUCCGGCAUCAAGCCAUUUCAGUGUAGAGUGUGCGGCAAGGAAUUCUACCACAGUGGCAACUUGACGACGCACAUGAAGAAGCAUCCUGUGAACUCCGUGACCGUAGGGAACAGCGAAGAACGUGAAAAUGCGGCGCAGCGGCGCCAAGGCGUCGGUAACGCGACGCAACACGUUGUCGGUACUGUCGAUCCUGCUGCCAGUGUUGGCAGUAUAAAUAACAUGCACAAAAGUCAGCAGCAUAGUAACGCUGCUGAUAUGAUAGCUGUCAAGAGUGAAAGAUCCGAGGAGUCCCAGGAUGACGGUACCAUCCUGCCGACGAGUUAAUUAAUAUCCGUUUUCAAUACUCGUUUGGGAUACAAUAAAUGUUUGGCUGAAAGACCAUAAUGAGAACAGUCGUUGGUAGACGGUUGUCAUUGUCGUAGUCCUUAGAACGUUGAAUCUCUCAUCCAGAGGAUGACUUAUUGUCCAGGGUGUACUUAAUGGGCGUUCUCACGACGGUGAAAGGCUACGGAGUUAUAUCGAAUAGUGUCACGCGAUAGCCUUCAGGAAAGUAAGGUCUAUUUUAAGAGACGAGAAAUUCGUAUUCACGCGGUAUUCAGGAUUUCUAAUUGGAAGUCCGAUAAUGCGCCUAUUGACUUUACAUUAAAUCGAAAGCCGUUCAAUUCCUGGCGCCAAGUUAUACUACGGCUACUGUUGUUGUCUGCGCCAAAACGACUAGUAUUAUACAAUUCUACAUACUUUAACUGUAUACUUGUUGGGCUCUAAGGCGUAAUAUUUUUUAUCGUUAAAAUUUCGAUAUUUGAAAUUAGGUGAUAAUUACGUCGCGAAACAAUGAACGUUGGGCGCGAUUUUACGGUUUAAUUUUCGUCCCGUUGUGCAGUGAUUUAAAAAAAGAAAUACUAAAUUAUUCGAACGGUCUCUCUAAAACAAAAUGAAUUCUUGGCGACUUGAGAUCUUCAUGGUAAACUACGUAUGCAAUUGUACAUCAGAUGUAUUUCGCCAGACAACAUCCCCAGGAAGUAGCAACAGGCGUGCGCAUAUGCGUAAUAUUUAAAUGCGAAAAACCAUUAUAGUAAUUAUUCAAAAAACGUGUUUCGUAUUUCUACCUAAGAGAAUGUUCUCGAUUGUCAGAUAUCUUAAGAUCACCAUUGCUGUUUAUUCGUCGAUGAUUAGUAAUCCCGUGAGGAUGGGUUUCGAUUUCGCAAUAACGGGAGAAGAAAACGCAACAGCAUGGAGCCAUUGUAUAAAGAGGAUAGCAAAGGAUAAACAUUACCGACUUUUAUCUCGAGGUUACUCAGACAAAAAAGAUUAUUGGAAGGACGCGGCUAUAGUGCAAUAUUUACCGGAUUGAAUAAUCUCGAUAUUCGAGUAAGAGUAGCCAACAUACUUGUCUUUGGAAUUUUUGUGAAAUGCAUAAAAUACUUAUGUAUUUGCUAGAUGUACCAGAAAACAGAAAACAAUGGCGCGACAACUGACGAUUAUCUUUAAACCGAUCACAAACGUUUUAUUGUAACGAUACCCAUUAUUAUUGAAGUAUCCGACAGAAUGCUGUGCAAACAUACUGAAAUUUAAAUUGUAAAUAGUUUCCCAUCCGAAUGUCCAACCCUUUGCUUCUAAGAUGUUAGAAGUUAUUUAUCCUGGUAAAACGUUUUACUAUUUUUCUUUUUCCUCGUUAGGUAGUAAGCUUUCCGGAUAACCUAGGGGUUCUCGCAUUCUUUAAUAAUCGAUGUAAAAUCAUGAUGUAAUCAUUUAAUACCUGAUACGUCGCCAUGUGAUUAAUGUGACGAUUUGUAACGCUACUCCCUGUGGACUUAAUAUAUUAUUUUUAUUAUCGGUCA
This is a messenger RNA of Cephus cinctus (wheat stem sawfly), 3173 nucleotides long. Its product is annotated as zinc finger protein 32. The record is from RefSeq and is a predicted model, not a curated record. Gene Ontology annotation, cellular component: nucleus. The transcript has 4 exons. The coding region runs from base 409 to 1659 and encodes 416 amino acids. Lineage: Eukaryota; Metazoa; Arthropoda; Insecta; Hymenoptera; Cephidae.